Messenger RNA from Myripristis murdjan (pinecone soldierfish), 8433 nucleotides. RefSeq names its product kinesin family member 20Ba (gene kif20ba). Gene Ontology annotation, molecular function: plus-end-directed microtubule motor activity; microtubule binding; ATP binding. Bases 103 to 6495 code for a protein of 2130 amino acids. NCBI's taxonomy places the organism in Eukaryota, Metazoa, Chordata, Actinopteri, Holocentriformes, Holocentridae. The record is from RefSeq and is a predicted model, not a curated record. The transcript has 38 exons. Gene Ontology annotation, biological process: spindle elongation; mitotic spindle assembly; microtubule-based movement. Gene Ontology annotation, cellular component: spindle microtubule; mitotic spindle; nucleus.
AUCCGAUUGGUCUGAUUCAAAAUAAGACCGCGGCUGUGCUGUAUUUGACAUACACAAAGGAGUUCCCUUCUGGCUCAGCCUAAUGUCACUUACGUACCUCUCAUGAUGAUGGAAUCGUGCUUCAACAGCAGGCUUGAACGACCGGAACCUGUAGAUGUAGAUGAUGUGAAGAGAAACCUCUCCUCAGAGUUCAGCGCCUUACCAGACUCACAGAGUUCCACCUUUGAGGAGACAGAGCACCUUCAGGUUUACCUCCGUAUCCGACCCUUCACCUCAGCAGAGAGUGAUAAUGGUGAAUCACAGGACUGUGUCACCAUUGAGCACCCUGAUAUGGUUCUUCUCAAGCCCCCCAGUUCAUCACUGUCAGUGAGGCUUAGUGACAAAUCACUUCCUCAGCCUGUUCAGCGUUUCCAGUUCUCUCAGGUCUAUGGUCCAGACACAACACAGAGAGAGCUGUUUGAAGGGACAGUGAAGGGCCUUGUCAGAGAUGUUCUUGAAGGAGGAAACUCCCUGGUCUUCACUUAUGGAGUCACCAACGCUGGGAAAACCUUCACAUUCUUAGGUCCAGAUGGUGAUGCAGGGAUUCUACCCAGGUCUCUGAAUGUGAUCUUCAGCAGCAUAGAGGAGCGGGUUUACACCCAGAUGAGUAUCAAACCCCAUCGUUGCCGAGAGUUUGUGAGGCUCACAAAGGAGCAACAAGCUGAGGAGGCAGUUUGUAAAAGAAGCCUUCUCAGACAGCUGAAAGAGAGUGAGAAGAGCAGUGCCAUCCAGAUGAGCUCCACCAGUAAGACUAUCUUGGAAGGUUCUACCAUGCUGGGGACCACUGUAGUAGCAGAAGACAAUGUCAGCCUCGAGGUGGAAUCGCACACUAAGUUCUCAGUUUGGGUUUCUUUCUGUGAGAUCUACAAUGAGAACAUCCAUGACCUCCUGGAGUUGGUGCCCAGUGGGGCACUGAAGAGGACUGCUCUACGCCUGUCACAGGAUGUCAGAGGCAAUGCCUUCGUCAAAGACCUCCGCUGGGUGCAGGUGAAUAGCGCAGAGGAGGCUUACAGGGUGAUGAUGCUGGGAAAGAGAAAUCAGAGCUUCUCCUCCACUAAACUCAACCAGCUCUCCAGCAGGAGUCACAGUAUCUUUUCUAUUCGUAUCCUGAGGAUUGAGGAUGUUGGGAUUCCAAGGGUCCAUACCAUCAGCGAGUUGUCUCUGUGUGACCUGGCUGGCUCAGAACGAUGUGCCAAGACACAAAACAAAGGGAAGCGUCUGAAAGAAGCUGGCAACAUCAAUACCUCCCUGCUUAUCCUGGGGAAAUGUAUCAACGCACUGCGGCAUAACCAACAAGCCAAGCUGCUUCAACAUGUUCCCUUCAGGGAAAGCAAGUUGACCCACUACCUCCAGGGCUUUUUUUGUGGUCGAGGUAAAGCCUGUAUGAUUGUCAACAUCAACCAGUGUGCAUCCAUGUAUGAUGAGACUUUGAACGUCCUCAAGUUCUCCGCUUUGGCACAGAAGGUUGUGGUGUUGACAACCAGGAACAUUCCCAUCAUGCCACAGAGGUCUGCUCGUGAGGUCUCCUUGAUCAUCAAUAAUGCUGACAGGAAGGCCCUGCGGGGCAGCAGGAGGACCUCCCUGAUUGGCUGGGAGAGUAGCCUGGAGGAUGUACAGGAGGACGAGGAUGAUGAGGAAGAUGAAGAGGCAAGUCUGAUGGAAGACACGGUUCAAGAGAGUGAUGAAGAUGACAGCGAUGAUGAUAAAGUUGCUAUUGAUAAAGGAACUUACCAGAGGCAGAUGGCGUUGUUGAAGAAUUUGCAGGUACAGCUGAAGAAGGAGCGAGCAGAAACCAUGCUGUUGGAGGCACGGGUCAGAGAGGAGGUCAGCAGGGAGUUCUCUGAGCUCUUCUCUGAGAUGCAGAAUGAUUACAAUGACCGCCUGGCAAGGGAGAGGGAGAUCCUUGAAGAGCGAGCAGAAAGGAGGCUGGAGAUCUUCAAGAACCUGGUUGGCAAAAUUGCCAACACUGGACCUAGCCAAGAUACAGAGGCCACGGAAAAAACGCUGGAUCUGGAUGGCAUGAUCGACUCCAUGUCCAGUGACCUGGAAGGCAUAAAGAAGGCAGCUGAGGCUGCACACACCUGCCUGGGGUCAGACCGGCUAAGAGACCAGGCAGGUGAAAGUGAGGCUGUAGAGGACCUGGGAAACAAAGUGUUAGAGCUGAACGAGCAGCUGAGGAAAGUCCAAGAGCAGCUUGUUCACAAAACCUCUGAGCUGGAAAAACUUACUGGCUGUGCACAUCAAUCCAACAAUGACCUUGCAGAGACCAAAAAGAGUCUGAAGUCUCAGGAACUGAAGUUAUCUGAGCUGAUGGAGAUCUGUAAUGAGAAAGAUGAGAUGAUCUCGAAGCUCCAGACCACUAUGGACCAGCAGGUUGAAGAUGCCACCAAGGAUAAGGACACUCUCAAUUCCAUCCGGGAGGAGAUUCUUCAUCUGAAGGCCAAUUGUACCUGCUUCUGGAGCGGAGAAAAAGAAAAGCCCAGCAACUCCCGCAAACGGCAGAUUGACACCCAGCCUGACCUGGAGGGUCAGCCCCCACUAAAGAAAGGUACAGCAAUGCCUGUCAACGUGGGAAAGAGAGCAGUCAGAGAGAAGAAGCAGCCUGCUCGACAUCGAAUUUAUCUGCAGUCCAGAAGGAGGCUGUCAGCUGUCAGGAAGAACACUUUUUACUUCCUUGGUGAAGCUGGAGGAGAAGAUGAGAAAGUGAAAAGGAAGCUUUGCAUUCAGCUCCAGGAGAAGUCUUCUGAGGUGGCCCUGCUUGAGAGGAGGGAGGCUGACCUGCAGAAGGCAGUAGAGUUGGCCUCCCAGCAAGAGAAGAGCAAUCCACACAAAGACCGGCUCCAGGAACUGACCGUGGCCCUGGGGGAUGCGGCACACACCCGGGAACAGGCGCUGAAUGACCUGAGGGAGGAGCAGCGAGGUCACCAGGAGGCACUGGCUGCCCUUGAGAAAGAGAAGAAAGCCAAGGAAGAUGCCUUUGCAGCUUUGGAAUACCAGACCAUGCAAAAAGAGGAGGUGCUGGCCUCCUUGGAAGAGGAGAUGAAAGCCAGGGAGGCAGCCAUGGCAGCUCUUGAAGAAGAGAGAAGAGCCAAGGAGGAGGGAAUGGCAGCUCUUGAGGAAGAGAAGAGAGCCAGGGAGGAGACAAUGGCAGCUCUUGAAGAAGAGAAAAGAGCCAAGGAGGAGGCAGUUGCUACCCUUGCGGAGGAGAAGAAAUACCUAGAAAAGUUUGCUUCCACAAUGGAGUUUAGGAGAUUAAAGGAUGAGGCACAAUCUGCUCUGCAUACAGAGAGUAAAGAGUUAAGACAACUAAGUGAGGAGCAAGCAAGACUGCAGGAAGAUGGCACACUCCAACAGGAGGCCCAGGAGAUGACUGGCAAACUGGAGGACAUGGAGAAUGAGGUGACCAGCCAGAAAGUGAGAGCCCAGCAAGCCUCAGUCAGCCUUCACGUUUCCCCGACCCAAAUGGAAAUACACAAUAAGGAGAUCCAGCAGAAAUCUCCCCAGAUCCACACACUGACAUGGGAUGUUAAAGGCCUCAAACAGGACCUGGAAAACUUGUCAGCCUCAGCUACAAUUGAGAGGGAGCGUGAUCAUCUGAAAGAGGAAGUCUGUGAGCUUAGUUACCAUCUGGCCAACGAAAAGAAAGAGAAUGAGAGGAAGCUUAGGCGGAUAGUGGAGCUGGAGCACGAAUUGACACAGGCAAAAGAACAAACAGACAAACAGUUGACGUCAGACCAUCAGCUAGAGGAGCUCACUGAAAAGUUGAAUCACCAAGAGCUGGUCUCAAAACAGCAACGGCAGGAGCUGGAAGCGAAGCUGAAGGAGCAGGAAGUAAUGUCGCAGAAAUCAUUGGAUGAGCUCAGAGGAAAGCUUAAACAACAGGAACAGGUUUCCAAACAAGAAUUACAACAGCUGAGAACAAAACUCGAGGAACAAACACAGACCUCAGAAAAGCAGGUAGAGGAGCUCAGACAGAGGCUGAAAGAACAGGAAGCUACAUGUCAGCAGCAGGCAGAAGAGUUCAAACACAAGCUAAGUGAACAACAAGCUAUCUUACACCAAGAGCAAGAUCAUUUUAAACAGAAGCUCAGCCAACAAGAGCAAACAUCAGACCUGCUUACGGCUGAACUAAAGGAGGCUAGAUGCAAAGUUGAGGGUUUAAGGAAUGAUGCGUCAAAAUCUGGUGUUGUUGAGUUGAAUUCUGACCUCCAGGCUGACAUUGCAUUGCUGAUGGCAAAGGUCACCAAAAUGGAAGAAGAUAUGGACAGUCCUUGUGAAAUUGAUGUAGAAUCUGAGGUGGUGGUUGCCUCAGAGUUGUUUCAGGCCAGUAGCAACAAACUAGCAUCUUCACUGCGUGAUACAGCAGCAGCCAUAGACAGACUGCUGCAAAAAAAGGAUGGACUGAUGGAGAGGAAGCUAGCAGAGAAAGAGAGAAUGUGUAUAGACAAAGAAGCAGAACUGCAGAAAAAGCUAGCUGACAAGGAGGCACAAGUGGUGUCCCUACAAAAGAAGCUACAGGUAGCACAGGAGCAACGAGAGGAAGAGGACAGCCAGGCAGUUAAGGAGGCCCGGCAGAGGGAGGUGGAGAGGCGCAGGGAGCUGCUGGCUGUAGCAGAGGAAGCCAUCGCACAGAAGGACGCUGAACUGGAAAAGAGAGGCCAAGAGAUUGCCAGGCUAAAGGAAAGUGCUAAGCAGGAAUCAGAGAAAAUCAAGAACAUUAGCCUUGACCUUCAGAGAAAAGAAGAUGACACUUCCGACCUCAGAGAGAAACUGGCCGACUCCAAAAAGCAGAUAAAUCAGGUCCAGAAAGAGAUCUCUGCCAUGAGAAAUGAAGAAAAAGGUCUGAAGCAGAAGCUGGCUGAUAUGGAGAAAGCCAAGAAGCAGCUUCAGUCUGACCUGGCUAGCAGAGACAGGACUGUCCACCAACUCAAAACUCAAGAAAAGACCUUUGACUCCAAAUCUGAUCAGACAUUACAGCUCUAUCAGAAGGCCUGCAAAGACCUGGAAGCCAAGGAACGUGUGAUGGAGGACAUGCGUUUGGCUCUAACAGAGCAGGAGGAGACACAGGAACAGAUGGAGCGGGUCCUGGAGGAAAAACUAGACCUCAUCCAGGAGCUAACUGACGAGGUGGAGAAAUUAAAAACAAUGUUACAGAAACAAGAUAGUGGGGAAAACAUAGCCCAUGAGAGGGAGAGCCAGUCAGAUGACCUCAGAUUGGCCAAACUGGAAGCAGCCCAGGCACAGGAGAGCUUGAAGCUGUCUACAGAGAAGUACCAAGCGGACCGCCGAAAGUGGCUCGAUGAGAAAAUGGCUCUGAUUGGCCAAGCUAAAGAGGCGGAGGAUAAGAGGAACCAGGAAAUGAGGAAAUUUGCUGAUGACAGGGAGCGUCAUACUCGGCAGCAGAGUCAGUUGGAGUCUUUGUUGUCCCAGCUGGCUGAGAAAGAACAGACCAUGGAGAGAUGGAGACAGGAGAGAGACACUCUGGUUGCAGCCCUUGAGGUCCAGCUCCAGAAACUUCUCUCCAGCAAUGCAGACAAAGACAAACUCAUCCAACAGCUACACCACACUAACAAUCAGCUGCCACAAGAGAGCUGUGGCAUUGAUGGUGUUAGUGUGGCAGAGAUGCAGGCAGCUCUGUCUGAAAGGGACACGGAGAUCCUGCAACUGAAGGAAAGGCUGAAGGCCUUGACAACCAAAGGCAAGGAGACGUCCACACAGACUGAAAGUGAAGAGAACCCUGCAGAGAAACCCCACAGUGAGACUAUUAUCAGGAAUUCAGCAAGGAGGGGGGAUGCCAGAGCGUCUGUCAGCAGUCAGUGCUCAGUUGGCUGUCCAUCAGUGCUGGACUCCUCAGAGAUUUCCACAGAGAAUGGCAGGACCAGCCGUUUCCCCAAGCCAGAGCUGGAGAUCUCCUUCAGCCCACUACAGCCCAACCGCAUGGCACUGCGUCGCCAGGGUCAAGACAACCCAGUCACUGUCAAAAUCACCCGCUCGGCACGCAAGAGGAAGAGUACAGAGAUGGAGAAGGAUGAGAUGGAGGCAGAGAACAGAAGGAACACCAAGAGCAGGCUGACACCAAAGAUGACCCCACACCAGGAGGAGGGCUCCUCACCUGCAGGUGGCCAUGACUCCCAUGGCAGCACUCGCAGCAAGAAGGAAGGAACGCUGCAGAAGAUAGGAGACUUCCUGCAGAGCUCCCCUACACUCCUUGGCACCAAGGCCAAGAAGAUGAUGAGUUUGGUGAGUGGUCGAUGCGAUGGACACGCAGAAGCCUCCUCCUCUUCAUCCUCAUCCCUCAGCCUGACAGCUAAGAAAAGCAAGAGGAAACUCUACAGGCCGCAGAUCUCCUCCCCCAUGGACAUACCAUCACACCCGAUCAUCAGCAGAGAGCCAGAGGAGAAAGAGAGUGAUCAUCUGAUCAUCAAGAGGCGCCUUCGCACCAGGAACGCUAAAUGAAACUCUUAUCAGAACUAAUUUCUAAUGUUCUUCUGAACAAACAGCCUUAUUUAGCAUAAUACAAAAUCUCUCCACUGUAACCCUGAACUGUGAAAGGAAACAGUACAGCCACUUAGAAGCAGAGCAGAAGGUGAACAUUUUUGUUCACAGGCUUCAGUGGCUCACAACUCCUGAAAUAUAUAUGUUUCUUCAAUACUCUAAAAUUCUUAAUAUAUCACCAAUCAGCUAGGUUUAGACUAGAUAAAGAGUCUAAUAUAUAGCUUGUUUUUUUUUUUUUUUUGAUGCAAUUAGUUGCAGGUUUUUUUUUUUAUACUUUCAUGUGCAUUAUUUUAACCACAUUUUUUUUUUUUCACAAUUUAGGGACUCUACUGGAUUUUGCCUUGCACUGUUUCUAUUUAUGUGAAUAAGCAACAACAGUCAGAAUGUCACAUCAAAUCUCAAUCCCUACAUUUGUUUUCUUUUUGCAAAAGGCUGAGGCAACAAAGAAAUCUGUUUGUAAUCACAUAUCCAAUCAGAUGAUUUUGUGAAAGUGAUGGCUACAAAGCUUCAAGUCAAACAUUUUGGAAGUCUGCAGUUAUGGCAAGAAUUCCCAAGUGUGUAUAUACUGUAUAUCACCUCUUCCUAUAUACAACAUCCAUAUGACACUACAGAUGAAGCCAUAGAAAUUGCACUACACACUUGCUGAUCUCUAUCCCUGAUAAAAGUAUUUAACAUUAACUGUAACAAUAAUUAACAUUUCUCAGUAACAUUUCUCAGCCAUCAGAAGUCACAAGGAAUGAGUUUUCUAUACAAACUUGGUUCUGUUUUAUACAUAAAGAAUUGUCAGCAGUACUAACAGGUCAAUGAAGGGUAAAAGCAUCAAGUGGGACUUCUACAAAGGUUACCACUGAAUACUUAGAGAAGUUAUUGAAGUCCCCAACUUGCAUCUAUUCUGCAGUAGGGUUUUAGGAUGAAGGAAUUCCUCUUUAUCUCUGUUUUCUAUGUAAGGUUUGUUGCAACAUUGCCAGGGUUUAGAAAACUAAAGCCUUUUUCUUUCCUUUAGCUCAACUGAAAAGUUUAAUAUCUAAAAUAACAUGCACUUUCCUUAAAACACUAAUUCUUUGCUAGAAUUUAUAUAUUGUUAUCUUACUUAAUGGUGCACAUAGGACCAAGGCCUCUAGAACAAAUGUGUAAUGUACAAAUAGUUUGAUUUACUGGCACAUAGCAUAGCUUAAAGGACUCAUUAUAUGUUUAAUUCACUUUCAUUUCAUGCUGUUUGUUCUGUCAUGUUUACUGUUGAUAUGCUGGGUUAAGACUGCAGUAUGAUUAAAUUUUUGUUUAUGCUAUUUUGCUAUAGUAUAGCAUUUCUACUCUUAAAUUGACCGUCCUCUGUUGGACUCCAUGAGCGUUUUCCUCACAAUGUCUGCCUCUCUGGAGGCCCUUGUCAAUACACAAAAAACAACAAAAAAAACCCUCAAGCAACAUUACGUAACGUGCCAUCCAGGGUCUUAUUCUUGAAUUAAUUUUGCCAUUUGCAAUUAUUGGCAUUCAGCUGGGAAAAACGAGCCUGAACACUGGUGAUGACAGCGGCUCCCCUGGGCUGCUGUUGGAGGUGGACUGUUGGAGAGUUCUCAUGGUGUGUGGGCUAAAAGAAUGAAAAUGGUUUGCUAAUGUGUUUAACUCAGAGUAAAGUUUCUUCUAGGGAAACCACUACAAGUCAAGGCUAAGAGUUGGUAUUAUUGAUAAAUUACCAGAGUGAAUGUUGAACAAACUUUGUCAUCCAGUUAUAUAUUGUACCUCAAGAGUGGGGGAAAAAAACAACCACUUUUGGUGUUGGGGGCCCCUGAAAUGCAUUACACAAAGAUUAGAAAACAUUUUAAAAACUAAAAAAUACAUGGACGUCAAUGAGCUUUUUUUUUUUUUCUUUUUUUUUCUUUUUUGUGUUUUUGCAUAUAACCC